Paramuricea clavata is the source of this 1958-nucleotide messenger RNA. Lineage: Eukaryota; Metazoa; Cnidaria; Anthozoa; Malacalcyonacea; Plexauridae. The record is from the annotation of a GenBank genome assembly.
CUGGAACACUCAUAAGUGAGUAAUGCAACCUAAAACCAUGUCUAUGCUUAACAGAUCGUCAUGGUCUAUUUAUCUCCAAUCACAUCAGGAUUAUUAAAAUUUUGCAAAAUGUUCCCUGCAGGGUGCUUUCCUGCGCAGACAAAGUUUAGAGAUGUUGCUUUGAAAAUAUUUUGACAGUUUAAAAUGAGACAUACAGUCUUUUGCAAUGUGAAUAAGUCAGUAAUAUCUGGUAGUAGAUAAUAUCAAGAUUUCGUUGCCAUCUCACUCGAUUCAAUAACUUGUCUACAAGACCCUUCAACUAUUAUUGAAUCAAGUGAGAUGUGAACAAAAUCUCGAUAUAUAGGCUAUCUACACAGCAACACUCAUAGCGAGUAAUGAAACCUGAAACCAUGUCUAUCCUUAACAGAUCGUCAUGGUCUAUUCAUCUCCAAUCACAUGUCAGCAUUUGGAUUAUUAAAAUUUCGCAAUAGUCUUCCCAGAAUUGAGUGCUUUUCCUGCGAAGACAAAGUUAUUUCAUUACGCGCUGUAAAAAGUGUUGUUCUUAUCUCUGCCAAACUGAGAAUCAUUCCAUUUGAAUUCAAAACGUAACAAAAUGAGCUGCACUGAUUUGCUAUCGAAAUUUGACGAUUUGGUAAAGCGAUUCAAGGAGGAAUUUAAAGAAAUUGUAGAAGGCGAAAGAGAUAAAAUGAAGGCGGAAAUUGAAGCGUAUCAGGCCGAGAAGCAAAGAAUGAAAGCAGUCGACGUUAGCGACGAUGAUAUAAUACUUCUGAACGUCGGUGGACAAAAAUUCACGAGCACAAGAUCCACUUUGUGUCAAGUAGAAGGUUCCUUACUUGCCACCAUGUUCAGUGGCAGGUGGGAAGACAGUGUGAAGCGUGAUCAAGAUGGCGCCGUAUUCUUUGACGUCAACCCACAGUAUUUUGGUUAUAUUUUGGAUUAUCUGCGCACGAAGAAAAUUGCGUCGCCAGAAAAUCCUGCAGAAUUGCCAAAAGUUCCAAGAGAUCAAGCGAAAAAUUUCAACACUUUUGUCGAGUAUCUCGGUCUAAGUAAAGAAAUCGUCCCCACUGAGAUUGAAACUGAGAAAUUAAGCGAGAAAUUCAAUUCACACAGUCCUGGAAUUAGUAUUCAGGAAGACGGCAAAGUAGCAGUUCACGAUUCAAGUGUGGGGCAUAAAUAUGUCCUCGGUGAGAAUGUUUAUCAACAUGGGAUUACCCAUUUCAAGUUAAAGUUAGAGUCCUUUCAAAAUAACAAUUGGAUCAUGGUUGCCAUAUUGAAAGCGGAUGUUGUACCACAGUCAGUUGGUUCAUAUUCCUUGUCUGGUUGUAAUGGGUGGUAUCUCGGGACCGCUAUUCCGGGAGUGAUUGAAAACGGAUCGCAUACAACAAACAAUAUGUUUAAUGCAACUAAACAGGGUGACACGGUUGAGUUAGUUUUGGAUUGUGAUGGAGGCAAGCUAUCAAUACAUUUACCCACUGGUCAGCAAUCUCACAUCGAAAUACCUAAAUCUCAAAGUUGGAGGCUUCAUGUAAGUUUGCUCUAUGCAAACGACAAAAUUCGCAUUGCCGAAGUUGUGUAAGCUUAAUGAAAUACCAAGUACAGUCUUUCUGUUUGUAAGAUUUGUCUAAUCUGUAAUCAUAGACAAAGAAGCAAUGUUCUAUAAACCACACCUUCGCUUCUCAAGUAACCUUGAAAGGACCUUUUAUAGAGACAUUACAGUAGAACUAAUAAAUAAAAACAAAGUUUAGUUUUGUUUUAUACCUUCGUUCACAGGGACAGGUGCUAAUAAUUUUGCACUUAAAACAUUUAAUAAGAAUGCGUGUAAAUACUGUUUUGUUUACAACUAUUACGCCAGAUGAAAUACAACUUGUUUUAUAAAUAGUUUCGUUGUUUUUUAGUCAUUCUUGUUUUGUUGUGGUAUUUGCUAAAACAAUUAUUCACCUCAGUGUCGGUGGACAGUG